Zophobas morio is the source of this 1102-nucleotide messenger RNA. RefSeq lists its product as uncharacterized. The transcript has 5 exons. Lineage: Eukaryota; Metazoa; Arthropoda; Insecta; Coleoptera; Tenebrionidae. Bases 121 to 870 code for a protein of 249 amino acids. The record is from RefSeq and is a predicted model, not a curated record.
CACUUUUGCUCUUGUAACCGUGUUAGUGGCGACAAUUAUGUAAGGAAAGACCAUAGACCAGAACUUAAGUGAAAGUUUAUCUUAAUAUGAUUUGAUUCUGGGUUCUGAAGCCAAGUAAACAUGUUGCGAGUUGCAGUGCUUGUAUUUUUCCUACACUUUGCAUGCGGUGUUAUAAAGCAUCCUGAUUAUGUGAAAACGUGCUAUAAGAAAGAUCCUGAAUUUAUUAAUUGUUCCACACACGCUGUACAAGCGCUGUUCGAUGCUAUUCCCCCUGGACAACCUGAUAUUGGAUUAGCACCUCUGGAUCCCCUAAAAGUCCCAAGGCUUAACAUCCUCCAAGGCGGCGGAGGUCCUGUAACCGUAAACGCCUCCUUGAGCAACGUCACCGUCGUGGGUUUUGGCAAGACCCAGGUGCUUUACAACAGCGUGGAUCCCGUUACAUACGAUUUCCUCACGAAGCUGAGACUCGAAAGGCUGCGAAUAGAUGGCCUGUACGAGCUUUUAGGCCGCAUCUUGGUCAUUCCUCUACGGGGGAAAGGAAGCUGUUGGUUCGAUGCCAAAAAUCUGGAUAUUGUGGCCAAAAGUGACGUCACUUUGGAGAAAAGAGAGGGGUUUCAUUUCUACAACGUGACGGCGAUACAUGUGAAGUUCAGCAUAGGGGGGCUAAAGCUUCACAUGUAUAAUUUAUUCGAUGGUAUUAAAGCGUUAGAGGACUCCACGAACCAAUACCUCAACGCCAAUUGGAGACCGGUUGCGGACUCUUUAAAUCCCAUUCUGUCAAAAACCAUAGAAGACAUAAUGAUAGGAAUUUUAAAAACCGUGUUUGACAAUAUCCCAGCGGAUUACUUUAUAGGAGACAUCGAAGAUUGAAGAUCUUGUGAUCACUUAGAGGGUUAAAUUUAGAAAAUCGACACACUUUCCUACGCUGCUGAAUAUUUCCAGCAACAUAAACAAAUUUAAACUUAGAACGUCGAUGAAUCACCGCAGGAUCAUGCAUUUAAUAAGUUUUUUACCAAAAAACUCACCCCAUUUUUAAUACUCUAGUAUUAUUUAUUAGUUACCAUAAACAACACGUGCAUUUUGUAAUAAAAACGUGAAACUA